AGAGAUGUAUUGACAGUGGUCUUUAACAAUGCACCUAUAGCCUUGCGAGUCUCUAUCCGUCCCUGCUAUGCUCGACCACCUCCCCUCCUCCCACUUCCCCUACGUCCCCCGCCAGCCCUUCUACGUCGACCCCUUCCUCCACGAUAAGCUGCCCCCACGUCAAUCCCUCUCCCCGGACAACGACGGGCCCUUUGCGUUCACCACCCCCCGUGAUAUCAACAGGCCAUCCUACCCCCGCCCGCUCUCCAACUCGCCUACCCUGUCCCCUCCGCCCCUUUCUGCGUCUUCUUCGGGGACCAUCCCCAACGCCGACCACCACCACCACUAUCAGUAUGACCACCGCACUGAUUUCUCCACCCCAGACUACGAGCCUAAUCAGCUCUCUCAGUCCGAGUGCCCCAUGGACGCUGCCAGACUGCCCUCUAUUUUAACUGGCGCAUUUACCGUUUCCCCCAUUGCGUCGCCCUCCCAGCUUGUCCAUCCGCAAAGCGCACACCCGCAGUCCCGGUUUUCCUUUGACCAGCAGCCGUCCAUCGACCGCCGCCUGAGCGAACCUGCCAUUCGCUCCCUGUACACUACCACCCCCCACCAUUCCCUGUCAAAUCAAUUACCCCCCCUCCAUCAGAGCGCUGCUUCAAAUGACCAAGCCGCCUUUGGCUAUUCUUCCAGCCCGUCAAGCGUCAGUACCGUCGUUCCCGCUACCCCGCUUUCCCCGCGUCCGUCCUCCUCCCACACUCAUGUCUCGUCUUCUCUUUCCUACUCCACUUCUUUCCCCUAUCAUCACCAACGCGUUCCAAGCGACGGCUCGACUGCUUCCUUUGGCGAUCCUUGGGCUCCUCCGACCGCUAAAUACCAGACUGCUUUUAAUGAAGCCGGUGCAAUCGUCCUGGACUCGUACGAGAAUGACCGUCAGGUGGACGAUCUCUCACCCACCGAUGAGGCGUUCAAUCUCACCGCCAACGAGGAGGGUGAGCGCGAAGAAUUUGCUGAGGAGAGCGAGAAUGGCUCCGAUAAAGCAGGCGAGAGAGGAAAUGCAGGAGGCGCAGAGAGGACUCAGGGCGAAGGAAAAGAUAAAAAGACGUAUUCGUUUGUCAGUCUGCCUGGGAACGCGGUCAAGAAACGUCCCAGGAGGAGAUACGAUGAAAUUGAGCGAUUGUAUCAGUGCAAUUUCCCGAAUUGCACAAAGGCGUAUGGGACCUUGAACCACCUGAACGCACAUGUCACGAUGCAGAAACAUGGCGCAAAGAGGAGUCCUGGUGAGUUCAAAGAACUACGGAAACAGUGGCGUCAACAAAAGAAGGAACAAGACGAAGCCGAACGUCAACGCGAACGCGAAGCCAGAGCCCAACGCGCCAUGAUGAUGUCUUCAUCUCCCUCGCAUCAUCCUCAUCACAUGCACCAUCCUCAUCACCCUCAUUCCAUCUCCGCCCACUCAUCGCUUCCCUCUUUGGCCCACGCCCCACACGGACACCCGCUUUCUGGGCAUCCGAUAUUUCCGAACGCGAGUCCGUUUUCGCCUCAUCGAUUACAAGCGGGUGGGGGUAUAUACGCUAAUCAUCCUAGUCAGAGGAUGAGGAUGGAGAUGCAGGGGGUGAAUACGAGCCCGGUUAGGUUGUUUUCUGCGCCUGUGGGGACUCCUUACCAUCAACAACAACACCCAUCUCAAAUACCACCGCAAUCGCAGCAGCAGCAAGGACAGAGUCAACAGAUGUCGAUGUCUCCGCCUAAUUUUGCUAUGGGACAUCCAGCUUCGUCUCAAGCACGACAUUCGGUUGAUUUGGGAUACCCUCCGACUCAGGGACAACAAGUAUUCCAAACACAUCCGUCGCAGCAACAGACGUUCCAAAGUAUGGAUGGUGCUGCUUUGUACCCGGGCGAUCCUCGUGCAGGGGGUAUGGGUGAUGGUGGUAUCGGUGGCGUUGGACAUCCGGGGUUGUUGAGGAGGAGUUCUAUGAGUGAUUUUUCGAAUCUGUCUGGAGGUGGAGGUGUAGGAGGUGUAGGACCGAUGAGACAGCAUCAGAGGACGAGGAGGAUAAGUUCGCAUCCUUAUGCGAAUAGUUCGAGUCCUUUGACGACUGAGCCGAGUAUUCCGUUGCCAACUUCCCAUCCUUCGCAUCCUGCAAAUCAGCAGCAGCAGCAGCAACAGCAACAGCAGGAGAGAGGCUUGUAUGGGUUCUCGGGUCUUGAAGGUCGAUUUGCGCUUCCGUCUCAACCGCAAUCCCAGCAGCAGCAGCAACAGCAACAGCAGAUGGUAGAAGGGUUCCGAUAUCCUCAUCCUCACCCCGGCCAGCACCCGUCUCAACAAUCCUCUCACCCUUCUCACCCUCACCCUUCGCAUUCCUCACAUCCGUCUCACCCGUCGCAACUUGAUGAAGAACUCGAAGACGAAGCGUCGUUUGCUCAUUAUUCGUCUUCCGGCGCGCAUCAGCAACAUUCACAGCAGGGAACGAGUACGACGAGACCGCCGCAGGGAGCGGGUGGGAUUGAUAUGGUCUCGCCUUCGCCGUUGGCUAGUGCGUCUGCUGCUUUCCACCAACACCAACAACAUCAACAACAACAGCAGCAGCAGCAGCAGCAGCAGCAGCAUCAAGCUCAAGUUCAGGGACAAGGACAGCAGGGACAACAGGGACAGCAGCAGGGGCAAGAUCCGUUGAUGAUGCCUCAGCCGAGUAACUCGUUCUCCUUUAGUCUUCCAGAUCCCCAUUCCCAACAUUCCCAACAUGAGCAAGGCCCUCCUUCGUCAACAGAAGAUAAUACGCCGAAUCGACUCGGAAGUAGUCGUAGUGGGCAUGGGGAGGAACCGUUGUUGACUUCUCAUGUGUCGUUGGGGUCCAAUCGGUUGCCGCCGAAUAGUACGCUCUUGACGGCUUUGCCUGGGUUUGAGAGUCCCGGGGAUGGGCAUGGGGGCGGUGUGCUUGUGGAGUAUGCAGGUGGGGGAGGGGGAGGGGGAAGUCGGCCGGGGACGGGGAGGAGUGAUGGGAGUGUUAAUACUGCUGGUGCUGCUGGCGCGGGUGGGGUGGAGGAUGGGUAUGCGGUGGCUAGGAGGUAUAGUGUUGCUGCGAGUGUGGGUGGAUGGAGGGAGAAUGAAGAUUUCUAGGUUGGAGUUUGGAGGAGGUUUUUUUUCUGUGUUUUUCAACGUGAGUUUUUUGCUUUCUGUGCUUCCCUUUUUGUUUGUUUGUUGAUUGAUGUUGAUUUUUUUUUGGCUAGUUCAAUGUGUGCUCGUUAUACCAACAUAUCCUAGCUUCCACCGAUUUCUCCAGUUUCUCUCAAGUUGGACUUCUUCUUUAUCCUGGACUCGAGUUCUCUCUCGCCCCGUUUACGUCUCCGUCUCCCGUCUAUUCGGCCUACUUCCUACUUUACGGAACUUCUCAAUUCUCAAUCUACCUCUCUCUCUCUCUCAUUCGCUCUCACUCUUGUCUCCAUCCUCCAGCCUCCAGCCUCAAUUCUCUAUUCUCUAUUCUCAAGCCUCUUGUCGUCCAUAUCCUUCCUACCCUAAACUAUCUCUAUCCUACCUCACUACCCUACCCUACUGGCGCUACUACUCGCUCUCCAACGUGAGCGUGCUGUAUAUACUUUUUUUCUUUCCUUUUCGGGUGCGCCGAAUUUGUACUAUUGCUGUACAUUAUCCCCUCAAUGACUUCGUCUCUCGCCCCUCACCUCCCCCCACCCCCUCGAUCCGCGUUUCGACGGUUCACCUUUACACCUUCCGUCGACCAUCGACCCUCGACCCUCCGCCCUCCGCCUUGCUAUUUACGCCCAACUAGUCACUCUCCCAUGUUUCCUCCGUCUUGUCUCAUUGAUUGUACUCACAUCCCUCCUGCCUUCUACGCGCAAUUCUUCCCGUCGACACACCUCCUCUGUGCCAUAUUAUAACUUACUACUACCCUACAAUUCCUCGCCCCUGCUCGGUUCCUUUGUUAUAUAUAUAUACACACACACAUAACGUGGAUGGGAUGGAUCGUUUGCAGGUAGUUUCGUCUUCAGUUUUACAUUAUUGUUCUUUGAUCUUUGGCGAAAAGCGUCUUUCGUUGUAUAUACUUUACGCUGCUUUGACUAACUUUGGGUUAUAACAUAGUCACUUUAGUUUC
Somion occarium is the source of this 4088-nucleotide messenger RNA. Lineage: Eukaryota; Fungi; Basidiomycota; Agaricomycetes; Polyporales; Cerrenaceae. The record is from the annotation of a GenBank genome assembly.